GUGCAAAAUACUUACCUCCGACGCACAGAGCAAAGAAGCAUAACGAUUAUUAGUGUACGCCAGCCGCCAGGUCGCCAAGUCGCCAGACCGCCAAACAAACAAACCAAAAAACAACGACGGCCGUAACGAUCUGGCUGUUCCUUUGUUGAUUCCCAAAUUCUUCGGCAGCAGCAUGUGAAAAAGUGUUAUCGACCGCUACCGCGUUGCCCGGUACGGUGUGUCCGAGAAAGAGAAAGAAAGAGGCAGAGAAAGAGCGAGAGCGAGAGCGAGCGAGUGAGAGAGCGAGAGAGCGAGGUGGACAAAAUCUGUUCGGGCGGACAGUUUUUCACCAACCCCAACCAUCCCAGAUUUCCCCGCGCUCUACAAUUUCCUGCUCCUGUAUCCUUUGUUGCGCCUGCCACCCAAGCGCUUGGAAGGGUUGGUCAGGAAGAGUGAAGAGUGUGCAGACGCCCCUCCACCCACUUGCAAUUCGCCGACCAAAGUUGCCCGCUGUUGUUUUAUUUUGCUGUUAGUUUGACCGCUUCGUUCCGUUCGCUGUGCCAUGAGUGUUUCCAAGUCAUGGUCAAAUGGAACCGCAGAGACUGAUGCGCCCCCCCGAGCCAUUGCAGAGGACGGAUCAUUACUGCUGCUAAGCCCGUUCGGCCUACAGCGGUACCACUGCAAAUCCGUGGUCGUGGCACGCUCGUAAUCGUCGCACUGUCGCCUCCCUUUGACCGUGUAUUUAGUGCUGCACUGAGGACACGGCUUUAAAAUCGCAACCGAAAGCGUGCCCCCGGGGUGGGGUUGCAAGAAGAAAAAAGAAAAAAGGAAAAGCAGCAAAACCGCACAGAACGGGGCGCACCCACAAGAGCCAUUCUCUUGAGUAUGUAAACAAGAGUGAGCGUGCUUCCGUACUUUGGCGUGUUGACGUUCAUCAGCACCAAGCAGCACCGAGCAGCAUCAAGCAGCAGCAGUAGCAGUAGCAGUAGCAGCAGCAGUAGAGACACCAGCGACGGAACUUCGCGGAGCAUAAACUAUGUGUUUCCCGGAGAAAAACAGUUACUACUCCGAUACCAAGAACAGAUGGCUUUACACGUCGUUCGCCAUUGAUUGAUUACCAGGAUCAACUCGCGUUUUUCGAUUGCGUAGCCACGCGAUUUUUUUUUGUUUUCUCACGUAACGAUCUGUAUAGUAGCUCUGUGACAAAAUCCCCCUUCAACUUCAUACACCUCCCUGGUCCGACGUGAAACCUCCACUCAGUCUCCUGUUCAGUCGCCACACGCUCUCCUCGUUGUAUCUUAUCCUUACGCACCAUCUGGGUAAGAGCAAAAGAUGAAGAAGUUCACCUUCAAGGGAGUGUUGGACGGGUUUCGGUCCUCGGUCAAUCAACAGACGUCCGUCGGUGGAGCGGCAAAGUCCUGCGUUGAACAGGAAAUCCAGGAAACGUUGCGCCCGGAACACUUUCAACUGAAAAAGACAUUUCGCCAUGGAUUUCCAUUCUCACCCACUGCACUGGCGUUCGACCCGGUGCAAAGGAUUUUGGCUGUUGGCGACAAAUCGGGUUCUAUGCGACUAUUGGGAAAAUUUGGUGUUGAUGCUCACGUGAAACAUGAAGGAGAAUCGGCUUGCGCUGUUAAUUUGAUUGAAUUCUUGGUUAACGAAGGCGCCCUCGUGACCGCCACUGCUGACGAUACUCUUCAUCUAUGGAAUUUCCAUUCGAAAAUACCCAAAGUGGUGCAAAGCCUGAAGUUUCAAAGGGAGCGAAUAACUCGUUUGCAUUUGCCUAUUGGAACCAAGUGGUUGUAUAUUGGAACUGAGAAGGGAAAUACACACAUUGUUCACAUCGAUUCGUUUUCUCUUAGCGGAUACGUUAUCAAUUGGAAUAAAGCGAUCGAUCCAAUCCGUAAGACACAUCCGGGUGCGGUUGUGCAUCUGUCCGAUAAUCCGUUGGAUGCGAACAAGUUACUAAUAGGGUUCGAGUCCGGUCAAUUAGUUCUGUGGGAUAUGCGAGCCAAAUGUGCGGAAUUCCGUUGGUUGUCACAAGAGCCGCUCAGUUCCUGCUCCUGGCAUCACGAAGGCAAACAUUUCAUAACAUCACACACUGACGGUUCUUUAUGUACGUGGCCUUUGAAAAUUUCACCGAAACCCUUAACUCAUCAUUUUCCUCACGCUAAAACGAACAAGGAAGGAAAAACUGAGAGCUGCAAUUCAAUUCAUAAAGUCGAAGUGAAAACGAAUAGAUUAGGAGAUCAAUUUACUAUUUUCUCGGGUGGCUUACCGACGGAAAAGUGUAAUUCGAAGUCACAUUGCAUCACAGUUAUGGUGCAGGGAAAAUCGACAACCGUUUUGGAAAUGGAGCACAGUGUUGUGGACUUUGUGACUAUGUGCGAAAGCCCCUGGGGCAGUGACUUGCAAGAACCAUACGCUGUAGCGGUGCUGCUCCAGAAUGAUUUGGUGCUCAUCGAUUUGCUGACGGCAGGCUAUCCAACCUUCGAAUCGCCUUAUUCGAUGGAUUUACAUGAAUCGCCGAUCACGUGCUGCACCUAUCUUGCCGACUGUCCAUCCGAUCUAGUACCAGCGUUCUACUCGGUUGGUCGCAGUGCAGCGACUAACCGUCGUUCUGGUUACUCUGAGCGUGAGUGGCCGAUCAAUGGCGGUGAAUGGCAGCCUACGUCUUGCAGCUACUCGGAAAUCAUUGUCACCGGUCACCAAGACGGGUCGAUCAAAUUUUGGGACUCUAGCGCAGGCACGUUGCAGGUGUUGUAUAAGCUGAAAACAUCCAAGAUUUUCGAAAAACCUCGAGUGAGAUCGCUGGACCUUAAUGAGGACGAUCCAUUGGCUAUUUCAAUGUUAUCCAUGUGCGCAGAGUCGAGAAAACUUUGUGUUGCUUGCAAUUGCGGUUAUGUGGUUUUAUUCAAGUUCCGGCGCGCGGAAAGUACAGGAGAUAUUGUUGCGUUGGAUAUUCCGUUUACCAUGGAAACAUUGACCGAAUUUGAAGGCAGUCCGGAAUGUGAGUUUAUACCAAAAUCACUGCCAAAAAAUGUUGAUUCAACUGAAAAUGAUAAAAAGAACUGCAGUUUGCUGAAAGUUAAAACAGGACCACAAAGAAAACCGCCAGGGUUUCAGGCUCAGCUUGUAUGUGUUUCUUCGUGGGCUAGCGGUAGCGUGCAGAUUACUGCACUUACCAUCAACUCUAACUAUGGAUUAAUGGCUUACGGCAAUGAGUACGGCUUAACGAUAGUGGACAUAGUGAAGAAGGUGUGCGUCCUAAAUGUGUGUACACAAGAAAUUUACGGCUCAGUGGAUCCAUACUCUAAAACACCGCGAAGUCCGAAGCGUUUGGAAAACAGUCAAUCAAAAGAUGAUUCGCUGCGUUCACCUAGUAUAGAUCAGUUCAGCUACAAAGGUCGAAAGCAGUCCACGGAGGUUGUAGCUUGCCAAAAGGGUGGUGGUGCGCCGGUGUCCGACGCGCUUAAGGCUUUGGCAAUCGCUUCCAAUGACACAAUCAUUGAUGGUAAUAUUAAUGAUAAUGAGAAGGAGGAUGAUGGCCAUGGUAAUGAUAAGGACGAUGAGGAUGAUGAUGAUGAUGAUGAUGAUGAUGAUGAUGAUGAUGAUGAUGGAGGAGAUAGUGCCGUACAACGUAGCGUCGAUGACGGCUCCCAUGAUGUUCCGUCGGACCGCACCGAAAGGCGGCCGCGAUGUAGCGCAAAGCAUAGCAUCCAGAGCAUUGCCCUGCAAGACGAUGUUCUAGUGCUACAAGCGUCCGGCUGCGCACCACCAAAGCCCCCGAGAGCGGCCAAGCUGAGUUCGACGGACACGGUCGUACCUUGCAAAAAGCCGGUGAAGAAAUCAUUCUUAGAAUCGUUAACUUUCUCGAAGUGGGUGCGAAACUACAAUAAAUUGGAUAGCUCUUUCUCGAGAUCUCGUUCAUCUUCUAUGUCAAGCUUAGAAAAUAAUGCAAUGGAGGCUGUGACUUGUUUGGCUUUUGCCGAUAGUUAUGUAAAAAAAAGCGAUCCCUCAAUGGUAUUGCCCACUGCGUGGUUAGGAACAAGUUUAGGAUCGAUCCUAACCAUUUCUCUAUCCGUUCCGGAGAAUGAUCUGAGGAAAGCGAAUGUUGUCCAAGCGGCACCUACAGGGGCCAUGUUCCGCCUAAAAGGGUCUAUCCUUUCGAUGUCUCUAUUGGAUUGCAACGGAGCGUUGAUUCCAUAUGCAUUUGAAACAUGGAGAGAAGAUACAAAAGAUGGAAAAGAGAAACGGGAAAGAACACCAACCAAAACAUCAUCUAACAAGAUGAGCCCUACCAACCCAGAUGGCUUAUGUGAUCGACAAUUUAUUGUCAUAGCAAGUGAGAAGCAGGCCGGUGUGUAUGCACUACCAAGUCAAAACUGCGUAUAUCGGAAGAAACUGGUCGAUUUUGAUUUUAUCGUGAAGGCAGAAAUAAUUAGCAUGAAAGAUAGCGUUUGUCUGAUAUGUUAUGCGUCUAACGGACAUCUUAUGGUUUUUACCUUGCCCAGUUUGAAACCGUUGCUGGAAAUUGAUUUUCUCCCUUUGGCCGAUUUAAGUUUCCAAACCAAAUGUAAACAGGGAGUGGUGGAUCCUAUGCUGUCCAUUUGGGGACAACAACUUAUAGUCAAUGAAGAUUCGAAUGUGAUUUCAAGGACGUUUAGCUUUAGUAACAAAGGCCAUGGAUUGUAUUUAGUCACACCCACCGAAAUCCAGAAGUUUACCGUUUGCCAAGAAUUCAGUCAUCAGUACAACGAUAUGCUUGGCGAUCUAUACGUACCUCACGAAAUGCCAGAAGCACCCAAAGAAAGCUUUUUCAAAGGCCUUUUUGGUGGUGGAAUGCGCAACCUCGAUCGAGAAGAAUUAUUUGGAGAGUCCAGCGGCAAAGCUAACCGUUCGGUAGCGAAACAUAUUCCAGGGCCAAACGCAAGCAUACAGGAUCUUAACUCAAGAACAAGUACCGCAACUUCCGAGAUCAGUAAGGCCCAUCAGCUAAUGCUGGAACGUGGAGAUAAGCUUAGUCAGCUGGAGGAACGUACGGAACGGAUGGCUAAUGAGGCACAGCAAUUCUCCAGCUCAGCUCAUUUGUUAAUGAACAAAUAUAAGGACAAAAAAUGGUACCAAUUAUAAUUCAUUGUUGCGGUGAAUGGUGUUUCAUCUCUCAUGGUUUACCCAUGAAUUAUGAAAGCAAAUGACUGUUUUUUUUUGUUUCGUUUUUCACAUAAUAUCCCUUUGUUAAGCGGACGUAAUCUAGAAUGAAAAACAAAAAAAAAACAAACAGCUUAUAAUGAAAUGAACAUGUUACAAACCAGUGGAUGAAAAUAACAAACCAACAAAAUAAGCGCAAGUAACUAGCAUUCGGUUUACUCGUUGAAAUUUUUUAGGAUGUUACAUUAAAACUAUUAAAUAUGAUGUUGCAUUGAAUUAUUUUUCGAUGAAAUAAUGAAAGGACAAACUCAUUACUCAGUAAUAUAAUGAAAGUGUUUGCCAGGUAGUUUUCGGAUCACAAGUGGUGUCAGGUAACAGAAUAAGAAAAAUAUUGUGCGUUGCGUAUCAUUGUAAAUACAACAUUUUGAUAUGACGUGUACUGUACAUAUGUUGAAAAUAAAUAGCUAUUAUUGAA
Messenger RNA from Anopheles cruzii, 5605 nucleotides. It is a transcript of the gene Tomosyn, whose product is annotated as syntaxin-binding protein 5. Gene Ontology annotation, cellular component: cytoplasm; SNARE complex; plasma membrane. Gene Ontology annotation, biological process: regulation of protein secretion; regulation of exocytosis. Gene Ontology annotation, molecular function: GTPase activator activity; syntaxin binding; myosin II binding. NCBI's taxonomy places the organism in Eukaryota, Metazoa, Arthropoda, Insecta, Diptera, Culicidae. The record is from RefSeq and is a predicted model, not a curated record. The coding region runs from base 1312 to 5112 and encodes 1266 amino acids. The transcript is spliced from 23 exons.